ACAGAUUGUUCAUGAAUUCUAGAGGGCACCUAGGUUGAAGCAAUGGAGAGAAUGGUACUAGUAUGCAUUUUAUUUUUAGACUGUAAAAAGACACUGAUUUCAAAGGGAAAAAAUGUUCUUUCUGAUUGCAGUGAGUAGCAGCAAAUACAGGAGAGAAACUCUUAGCCAAUUCUUAAACUUCUAAUGACAUGGUUUAUAUGAAACCUUACGGGGGGGCUGCAAGCUCCGAGCAUACAUAGCACUUCUUGACAGUAUCUGGUACUUGUUCAGGCUCCACAGAAUAUACAUUUUUAAGUUUUGUUUUACAAGCACUUUUCUUUGACGUGUUUUGAUGGAGAACAUGCACCACCAGCCUCUUUCUUGGAGGGUCUUGAAGUUUCAGUUUAUUUGCUGAAUCCGCCUUCUCAUGUCGAAUUUGCUUCACAGGAGCCGUGGAGAUGUCUCGUAAGAGCCCUUUUGCCUCCUGGCUCUGUGCUAUGCUCCACUGCUUCGGAAGUUACAUACUUGCUGAUCUCUUACUUGGAGAAUCACCUAUUGAUUACUUCAGCAAUAACUCCAGUGUCAUCCUGGCCACCGCGGUCUGGUAUUUGAUAUUCUUCUGUCCCAUGAACCUCUUCUACAAGUGUGUUAGCUUUCUGCCCAUGAAGCUCAUCUUUGUGGCAAUGAAGGAGGUGGUCAGAGUUCGCAAAAUUGCAGCUGGGGUCCACCAUGCUCAUCACCGUUACCACCACGGGUGGUUCAUCAUGAUGGCUACUGGCUGGGUCAAAGGUUCUGGUGUUGCCUUGUUGUCUAACUUUGAGCAACUGCUGCGUGGGGUCUGGAAGCCAGAAACAAACGAAGUUCUUCGUAUGUCCUUCCCUACAAAGGCUAGUCUGUACGGCACAAUCCUCUUCACUCUGCAACAAACUCAUUGGCUCCCUAUCUCCGAAGCCAACCUCAUCUUCUUUUUCACCAUGUUCAUGAUAGUUUGCAAGGUUUUCAUGACAGCAACUCACUCUCAUGCCUCACCUUUUGCUCCAGUGGAAAACUGCAUCUGCCCAGUUUUCUUUGGCUCGGUUUCCAGUGGACACAGUAGCCACCACCAUGAUCAGCACGGGGCCUCCCAUGAGGUUUCCCACCCUCCACCUCCUCCUGCAAAGUCAAAAGAGGAGCUAAAUGAAGGCACAAGGAAACGGAAAGCAAAAAAAGCUGAAUAAAAAAGCAACCACACAGUAAAUAGGCCAAGAAGAUUCUUCCAGAGCUGAGUCUCAAAAGCCACCUGUGACCUCCUUUAUCCUCCAGUCCUUCUCUCAGACUCCAGAGGAGAGGUGGAAGCCAGGACACUGCCCAACGGGUCCCUGAAUUUCAUUUGUGCUCUCUGUGCUGCUGCUUGGUCUCUGUCUCUCUAUUCUGAUCAUAUUUUCAGGGAUUUGCAGAUUUGUGCCAGGAUGCCAAGCGGGUGCCAGUUCCUAAGCUGUCAGCAAUUAUGAUGCAGCAUUUUGAGUUGAUGUAUAAUCCCUCCCUGUGUUUAUUUAUGAAUCGAGGUAAUGGUUUGUGCUCCUGUGACUCCUAAGUUCCUUUGAGUUUUCAUUGACCUUUUUGAUGGCUACCAAAACACCACAGUGGUUAGAUACAAUGUGGAAAUUGGAUUUUAUACUCAAGGAAAUUAAAUGGUCUCAUAUGAGGCUGAUGUAAUUUCUCCUAGCUCCCAUAUCUGCCAUAUCUCCAAUUAAUGUGACAUUUUAUAUGCAAUAAGGACAUCGACCCUGGUGUCCUGGCCAAACUCCGUUUCUCUCACUUAAGUUCCCUCUGAUUCUUAAUGGCCAGAACAUCCUCACUUUCUUAACGAUGUCUGUGUUUGCAAGAGCUCUGAAGCUGUGAAACGCUCCCAGUGCAAAGUAUUUGUACUGUUCUUAUUCUAAACUUGUUGCUGCACGUUGUUUAUAAUAGUGUGUCCCACCUCAAACCUGGUCAUGUUUCACCAGGGGAGAAGCACAGUUCUGCUUUGUUUGUAAUCCUGUGGGAGACAGGAAGGGUGUGUGAGUGUAAAUAAGUAUUUAUUACUAUUUAUUUGUAACUGCCAGGGCACUUCAUUAAUGGGCCUGAAACUGGCUUUCUUAAAAUGUUGCAUCUUUCUAUGGAGAAUGGGAUACUUCUAAAUACAGUCCUAAGCCCCUGGCUGGUGUGUGCUUGGAGCAGUGAUUUUCACGUGCUGAAGGACACCCCCAGCACUCACUGGAUGCAGGAAGGAACAUUUCUGAUAUUCCCAAAUUAAGACAGAAAGGCCGAAGAAGCGGAUUUCACACCAGCUGAUUACAGCUGCUUUCAAGGACUGAUAAACACACACCAGCUGAAGAUAGCAAUUAUCCUUUGUAGGUCCUUUUUGGCCAAACUAGUGCUCUGUGAGAGCAGCUUGUGCCCAGUGAGUGAAGGACACGAAAUGCCUUGCCUGCCUCAGGGAGGAGUCUUGUCAGUUCGUUCACGUUCUGCUUAGUGAAUCCUGCCUUUUAGACUAGUUUUAAGCUGUUCUUAGAACUGAUUUUGUCCUUUAAAAGUGUCAACUUAAGCACCAGAACUUGUGCUGAGGGCUUUUUAACCACCAAGGGCUGGGAUUGCUGCCAUGGAAGUGGCACAUGUUGGGACAUGGCACUGGGCAUCCCAGUCAGGAGCAUGUUGCCACCCCCAGCAGCGAGGUUUGCCGUUGCCAUCUUGCAACCGAGAACAGAAACAGGAGGAUUUAAGAAAAGCAUCUUUAUUUUUUUUUGUGCUUCCCCGUUCCAAACUGAAAUUGAUGGUUAAUUAAAAAUAAUAAUAACAAAAUAUUCUUUUCUACAAGGGGAUGAAAGCCAGUACGAAAGGUCAAAUGAUUUGUGGGUUUGGGGUUUUGACAGUGCCUUAAUUUUGUGAGUUUCCCCCCCUCUUCAGUAGAACACAGCAGUUCUGCCUGACAGCUCAACGGGCUGGUUUUGCAGAUACUGGUCUACUGAAACCUGAUGUAUCACACAAGCAUGCACAAGACUAUAAAUGUUUUAUGAGAUGUCUGAUUCAAGGGGAAUUUUGUUUUAUAAAAGCCGUCAACAAAUAAAAAUUGUGAAGUGACUCUUGACUGUCUGCUGGCACUCGA
Molecule: messenger RNA, 3103 nt
Organism: Calidris pugnax (ruff)
Lineage: Eukaryota; Metazoa; Chordata; Aves; Charadriiformes; Scolopacidae
Product: trimeric intracellular cation channel type A
Exons: 5
Coding region: 438-1196 (252 amino acids)
Biological process (GO): potassium ion transmembrane transport
Cellular component (GO): membrane
Molecular function (GO): potassium channel activity; identical protein binding
Source: RefSeq, a predicted model, not a curated record